Entamoeba nuttalli P19 is the source of this 1842-nucleotide messenger RNA. RefSeq lists its product as hypothetical. The transcript has a single exon. The record is from RefSeq and is a predicted model, not a curated record. The coding region runs from base 1 to 1842 and encodes 613 amino acids. Gene Ontology annotation, cellular component: small-subunit processome; nucleolus. Lineage: Eukaryota; Evosea; Mastigamoebida; Endamoebidae. Gene Ontology annotation, biological process: maturation of SSU-rRNA from tricistronic rRNA transcript (SSU-rRNA, 5.8S rRNA, LSU-rRNA). Gene Ontology annotation, molecular function: rRNA binding; U3 snoRNA binding.
AUGAAACGAAGACAACAACAUCAAUUUCAAAGUAAAAAGACAAAGAAAGAUUUAAAAAAACUAAAAGACAGAGAACCUAGUCUCAAUGAACAUGAUUCUCUUGAUAAAAUAAAACAUGAAGUUAGUAAUAUAGAAAAAGUAGGAAGAGUUAUUCCUGAUGAUGAAAUUGAUGAAAGAGAUGAUAUUUUUGAAGAAGUGAAAAUUGAAGAAGAAGAAAAUCUUUCUCAAAUACCAACAGACAUUCAAGAUGAUUGUAAUUCAUCACACUUUCUUCAAAGACCAUUUGAAGAAGCUGCAUUAAAACAACCACUAAAAAUAAUAGAAAAAAAUGAAAAUUAUCAAAUUCAAAGUAAUUAUGAAAUUAAUGAAAUAAUAACAAAAAAGAAUGAUAGACCAUCUUCAGUUCCAAUAAGUUUUUGGAAAGAAUUUAAAGACUUUUUAAAAGUAAAUGAAUUAACAUUGAAUGAUUUAAUGAUAAAAGAAUUUAAUGGAUUAAGAAAUUAUUCAGAUACUUUUAUUAUUAAACAUAUGAAUGAUGAAGAAUUUGCAUUACACAGAUUAUUAACAACAUUGCAUAUUGCAUGUCAUAUUAGAGAAAUCAGAUUAUUAAGAAUGAAACAUACAUUUGAACAUAAAGAAGAACAAAUAAGAGAUAUGGGACUUGUUAAACCAUCUGUAUUAGUUUUAUUUCCAUUUAAAACACCAGCAAUUAUUUUUAUAAAAACAUUAUUAACAAUCUUUGGAAAUCAAUUUCAACAAAAUAUUGCAAAUGAAGAACGAUUUGCACAAGAAUUUAGAGAUGUUCCAUUAGAAAUUAAAACAAUGAAACCAAAAGAAUUUUAUCAAAUUUUUGAAGGGAAUGAAGAUGAUUGUUUUAGAGUUGGAGUAAAAUUUGGAAUGAAUGGUGUUCAUUUUUAUUCUAAUUUUUAUGAAAGUGAUUUAAUUAUUGCAUCUCCAUUAGGUAUUAAAACAUUUAUAGCAAAGAGUAAUAAUGGAGAAGGACAAGACAUAUUAUCAUCAAUAAAAAUAUUGUAUUUAGAAUCUAUUGAUACUAUGGAAAUGCAAAACAUUUCUCAUUUAAUUGAAAUUAUUAAAAAAUGUAAUAAAAUACCAAUGAAACAACAUGCUACAGAUAUUAGAAGAGUUUAUGAACAUGAAAUAAAUGAAAAAGGAGGAUAUUAUAGACAAACCAUUAUUUAUUCUAGAUAUCAAACACCAUUAUUAAAUUCAGUAAUAAGAUUAUGUUUAAAUAAUCAUAUUAUUCAAAUAUCAGAAAGAACAAUAAAAGGUACAUUAUCUCAAAUGAUUAGAACUAUUCCUAUAACAUUUUAUAAAUAUAAAGCUACAACUCCAAUGAAUUCUCCUGAUGAACGCUUUGAAUAUUUCACUAAAAUAUUUCUUCAAGGAUAUUCAGAUGGUAUUAAAUCAAAAACAUUAUUAUAUAUUCCAAGUUAUUUUGAUUAUUUAAGAAUUAAACAAUAUUUAAAUACUGAAAAUUUUAGAUGUAUUUGUUUAUGUGAAUAUUCAUCUACUAAAGCUAUUUCUUCUGCUCGUUCAAGAUUUUAUCAUGAAGAUGAAUGGGAAUUCUUGGUCAUUACUGAACGUUUUCAUUUCUUUAAUAGAUUUAGAAUUAAAGGAAUUCAACACCUUUUAUUUUAUGAAGUUCCAACACCAACUCAUUAUGUUGCAGAAUUUAUUAAUAUGAUUUCAGGAAGUGUUAAUGAUGCUAGUGUUCAUAUUCUUUAUAAUCAUAUGGAUACUUCUAGAUUAAGAUCACUUGUUGGAGAUGAACGAGCUGCCUAUUUAAUGACUACUGAACAAAAUAAACAUACGUUUGUAUGA